AUGCGAAUGAAAUUCAGGAAAAGGAUUCGUGGUACAUGCAAUGAUAUUAUGAAGAGUUCAAACACAACUUGUGUUAACGAGUUCUCUUCCCACGACGGUGAUAGAAGUAGUGUUCGGUCGUCAGACGAUGGAGCUAGUAGUUCCCCACAUGGUGGGGAUGACAGAGAGCGAACUAAGUUAAUUGCCAAAAAAAACGAAAUAAUGGAACGAUUGAAACAUAUUAAUUUAGAUCAACAAGGGAAUGUGGAGGAAUUCCUCACUCUCACAAAUAAAACCGAAGCUCAACGAGGUGUAGACAAUCCACAAAUGACAAGAAUAAGACAACAGUUUGAGAAGAAAAACAAAAAAUAUUUUCAAGACUCGGAAUAUUUGAAAAAAAAGUUGAGUAGAUUCGAAUCUCGCAUUGCAGCGAUCGACAACGGGUUGAACGAGAGCAACGGCAAGAUUAAUCCCAUGGCUAGUGUUGGCCAAGGAAUGAGAAGAACUGGAGCUCAUAUCAAAGGAAUGACAGAAAGUGUAGUCUCGGCUCCGAUCGAGUUCGCACAUCGGUUGAAAAGUACUUUUGGCUCUGCUGAUAACGUAAAUGAAGUCCCCGGUUAG
This is a messenger RNA of Auanema sp. JU1783, 600 nucleotides long. Lineage: Eukaryota; Metazoa; Nematoda; Chromadorea; Rhabditida; Rhabditidae. The record is from the annotation of a GenBank genome assembly.